Molecule: messenger RNA, 4596 nt
Organism: Salarias fasciatus (jewelled blenny)
Lineage: Eukaryota; Metazoa; Chordata; Actinopteri; Blenniiformes; Blenniidae
Product: NACHT domain- and WD repeat-containing protein 1
Molecular function (GO): protein binding
Source: RefSeq, a predicted model, not a curated record
AUGUCACAAUCAGAUCAACACCAAGAAGAAGAUGGACGCAGGAGGAAGAGGAGAGAACCGGGACGAGAAUUGAACCCUCAGGACAUCAGUCUUCAGGACGGGCUGGGAGGACGGAGACGCUCAUCCAACAUGGUUCGCGUCUACGUAAGCUCAGCGCUAGCAGACAUGACUCAGGAGCGCCGGGUUCUGCUGGAGAAAGUUUCUCCAGAACUCCUGGACUUCUGUCGGGCUCGCGGUCUGAACUUUGAGAUGGUGGACCCCUGCUGGGGUCUGCGCAGCGUUCCGUUCGGAGAACACGAGACGGUGGAGAUCCUAAGGAAGAUCGAGGCCAGCAGGAGGCUGUCGGCGGGACCUAGCUUCAUCGCCCUCCUAGGGAACAGGUAUGGCCAGAGACCCCUCCCCCAGAUCUCUGAGGAGAUCUUCCAGGUUCUGUUGUCCCGAGUGACGGACCCCGAGGGGGCGGAGCUACUGCGCCGCUGGUACUUGCUGGACAGCAACCAAGUUCCGCCUACCUACAUCCUCCAGCCAAUCGCAGCCCCCUCCCCGCACUACGCCGACCCCCGACCCGAGGCGGCGCCGCGCCGUGAAAGCGCGUUGGCUUGGCGGCUAACCGAGACACGGCUGCUGCAGCUGCUGCGCAGUGCAGCUAGCAAGGCACGGGACGACGGGGAUGUGACGGCGGAGCAGACCAGAGACUUCUACAGCUCAGUCCUGGAGCAGGAGCUGGAGGCGGGGCUAUCCUCGGCCCCCGGCCCCUCGGUCCUGGCGGUUCUCCGUGAGGACCCCCGCCAGCCGGAGGGUCCCGGGCGGCUGUCGCGGCUGCUGCACGCAGCAGUGGACGGUGAGGGGCGGAGCCUGAUGGCAGCGCUCAAGUCACGGCUGCACGCCAUGCCCCGCCUCCACAUCGUGCAGCUGGGCGGGGCCGGGGCGGACCCCCGCAAGCCCGAACAUGGCCGCUACCUGACGGCCUUCUGCCAGGAAGUGAUGUCUCAUCUGAAGGUGGAGCUUGACGGUUGCCGCAGCGACGGAUCGUCGUUAGAGGAGGACGAGGAGGCGCGGUUUCACGACGAGCUCUGCACCCGAUUGGCCGAAGGCGUCCAGGGGCGGGACGGGCUCCUGGAGGAACUCCGCCUGGCCGUGUGGGAGAGGCCCCCCUUGGUGGUGCACGGCGGCGCCGGCAUGGGGAAGACGGCGCUGCUGUGCCGGCUAGCGCGGACGUUAGCGCAAGGCACAACCAUCGUGGUGAUCCGGCUGCUGGCGGCGCGACACCCGCUGGCGCCCGACAUCAACGACGUCAUCCUCAGCGUGUGCCGCCAGCUGUGCGCCGCCCUCCAGCUGGCCCCGCCGUUACAGCCGCCGAGCCGGCGCGACUUCCUGGAUGUGCUGAGAGAGGCAUCGCGCGGCGCCACCGUCUUGGUUGUCCUGGACUCACUAGACUCGCUGUCGGACCACUGCCAUGCUAGCAAGCUGCGCUGGCUACCCGCGCGGCUCCCGCCCAACGUACACCUGCUGGCGUCCGCCGACGACGGCGGCAUGGCACUCGCUAACGCACGGCUCAAGUUGGACGACAGCUGCUUCUUCCGGGUGGGCGGGGUCUCCUUGGAGGACGGCGAGCGGCUUGUGGAGGCGUGGCUGGGAGUGGCGCGACGCAAGCUAACGGCGGAGCAGAGAGAGGCGGUGGGGCGGAGCCUGGAGGCGGCCAGCGGCGGCCUUCUGUACGGGCGGCUGGCAGUGGCGGUGGCAUUGCGCUGGGCGUCCUUCACGGCGAAGGCGGAGCUUCGGCUGGGCGCCGACCUGCAGGACAUGCUAAUGCUAAUGAUGCUAGCGCUGGAGAGGAGGCACGGCCCGCGGCUGGUGGGCGGAGCUUUAGGAUACAUCGCUCUGGCCAGGGAAGGCCUCCUGGAGGCGGAGCUUCGGGACCUCCUGUCCCUGGAUGAUGAUGUCAUCAGUGAGGUAUACCGGCUGUCCCCGCCCCCAUCCCUCCUGAUUCGCCUGCCCCCCCUCCUCUGGUCCCGCCUACGCCGGGACCUUCAGGUCCUGGAGGAGCGGUGGAUCCGCGGCACGGCGCUCCUCGCUCUUCUCCGCCGCAUCUCUGACUUCGUGGCGUCUCGCUUGGCACCGGAACAGAGGGGGCGGAGCCACAGGAACAUGGCCGAUUACUUCCUGGGCCGGUGGGCGGGAAAACUGAAGCCGGCGUCUCUCCCCGGCCUCUCAUUGGUCCUCUCCGACAGGAAGGUCCCGCCCCAGCCACUGUGGUUCGCCGCAGGAUUGGCUAACGUGCGAAAGCUGAAAGAGCUGCCCUAUCAGCUGCUGCACGCCGGCAUGUGGGAGGAGCUAAAGCAGGAAGUGGUCGGAAGUGCAGACUUCCUGUUCACUAAGACCCGGGUCUGUGGGGUCACCAGCGUGACCUUUGACCUGGACCACAUCGCAGACCGACUGGACUGCACCGAGACACCUGAUCCGGGACGCCUGGUCCUGCUGAGACCUGGUCUGGACUUCCUGCAAGGACAUGUCGACGGUUCUCUGUUCCACGAGCUGCUCGCUCGCCUCUCCUCGUUAGCCACCGAGUCCGACGUGAUUGGCCGGCUGUGCACUCAGUGUGAAGAGCGUCUGCUGGACAGCUCGGAACCGGUUCUGAUUCCACGGGGGAGCUUCCUGCAGCAGCCAGGGGGGGCGCUAACGCACACGCUAACGGCACCAACGGGAGGUGUGGUCUGCCUGGAUGUUAGCGUGCGGCUGAAGAUGCUAGCUGCCGGUGUGGAUGACGGGGCAUUAGUGGUUUGGAGCCUCGUAGACCAACACCUGAUCCAUCGCCUGCUGGGUCCCUGCUGUAGCCUCCUGUCUGUCAGAGUGAUUGAAAGCUGCCACUGCUUGUCAUUGGCUGCUGACGGCUCCCUAAGGAGGUGGAGUCUCAUUGGAGGAGAGCUCCUGUGCGUGGAGGGGGCGGGGCCUGUGAAGGGCUGGGCCGUGGACGGGCUGGAGGUCCGCCCCCUCAGCAUCGCCAGAACCGAGGGGGCGGAGCUGGUGCUCGAUUUGGGAGAAUGCGUGGUGUCCGUGCGCAACUUCAGUCGCAUCCGAAUACAUCCGGCUGUGGGCGGAGCCAAAGUCACGGAGACGGCGGUGGAACCGGCGGAACGUCAGCUGACGCCCGCCGUCUGCCUGACGCUACAGAACCGAGGGAACGUCCUGGUGGUGUCCAAACUGGGGUUCCUGCACCGGGUGGGGGCGGAGUUUAGCCUCUGUCUCUUCCGCAUUUCCGUUGCCACGGUGACGCUCUUCCUCCGCCUCCCUCACGAUGAUGUCGUCCUAUCCGCGGUCGCCUCGUCCGACGGGCGCCUCGUCGCCACAGGCGCCGCCGACCAGGUGGUGUGGUCCGUGACCACAGGCGCACUGUUGGACGCUCUGAUUGGCUCGGACGCGCCUGUCACCGCGCUGCGCUUCUACUACAACUUGCUGUCGGCGUCGGCCGCGGCGCCCGCCGUCCUCGUCUGGAACACCAAGUACGACUCGCGGCACGGCCGCCCCCCGAUCCCGGCCGGCUCCGCCCACACGGCGCUCACCCAGGGGGACCGGGUCUUCUACGUCCGAGACCCGGGUCACCUGGAGGUCAGCAGCUGGAGCAGCCAGACCGGCCUGCUGGACCCACCCCUGGCCGUCUCUGCCACCAUUAGCGUCCUGGAGAUCCUACAGCAGAGCCGCCUGCUAGCUUGCGGUCUGGACGGCGGGACAGUUCUGCUUCCGUUAGCGACGCCUCAGGAGACGCUCGGCAUCCCGCCGGAGAGCGCCAGCCGCGUGCUAGCGCUGGCCGCAUGCGCGCAGGAGCGGCGGCUGGCGGUGGCGCACGAGGACGCGGUGCGCCUGUUCGCGCUGGGCAGUCGCGACGGCGCCCCGGCGGGGGGUCCGCUGCGGAGCGUCCCGCUGCAGCUGCUGCACGCGCCGCUGACCGCCGCGGCGCUGCUGGCCGGCGAGCGUCUGCUGUACGGGACGGCGUGCGGCGCCGUGGUGCGGGACUUCGGGGACGGCGCGGCGCGCGAGUUGGAGUCGCACCGCGGCGCCAUCACCUGCGUGGCGGGAAACGGCGGGACCCUGGCACUGGUGGGGUCCGAGGACGCCGUGCAGAGGUUGUGGGCGCUCGAACCGCUGACCCUGGAGCACACCAUGGAGUACAAGGGUCCACUGUUUGAAGGAAUCCUCUGCGCUUCGUUCUCCGACUGCGAUCGGUUCAUGUUCACCGGUUCCAAAGACGGAACGCUGAAAGUGUGGAACGUCACUUCAGGACUCCUGCUCUACGUGCAGUACGUGUACUCCCCGGUGAUCCGGGUUCUGGGGACCCGGUCCGGUCUGGUGGCUCUGACCCACCAGGGUUCCGAUCAGGAGACGUUCCGCUGUCCGGACUGCGUCGGGCCGGGUUACAACCUGAGGAACGUCGGGAAGGCGUGCGCGUCGUACCGCGUCACCUCUAGGGACAAAGACCAGGACCGGGAUCAGAACAAGGACCAGGAUCGGGACCGAGCUGAUCUCCAGGAUUUCAACCUUCAGCUGCACCUGAUGAGUCUUCUCAGAGCCAAACCCUCGGCCACCUGCUGCCUGUUGUAG